Molecule: messenger RNA, 924 nt
Organism: Purpureocillium lilacinum
Lineage: Eukaryota; Fungi; Ascomycota; Sordariomycetes; Hypocreales; Ophiocordycipitaceae
Biological process (GO): intracellular protein transport
Cellular component (GO): endomembrane system
Molecular function (GO): GTPase activity; GTP binding
Source: RefSeq, a predicted model, not a curated record
AUGUCUUCCCUCGAGGCCAAGAUCGUCGUCCUCGGCGCCCAGGGCGUGGGCAAGACCUCCCUCGUCAUGCGAUACUGCAAGGGCGCCUUCAACCCUGCCAAGGUCACGUCCACCGUCGGCGCCAGCUUCAUGACCAAGCGCGUCAUCGACUCCGACUCGGACACUGUCGUCCGCCUGCAGAUCUGGGAUACCGCCGGACAAGAGCGAUUCCGCUCCAUAUCACGUUUGUACUAUCGCGGCGCCAACGCCUGCAUCCUAUGCUACAGCAUCACCGACGCGCAGUCCUUCGAGGACAUGGGCGUCUGGCUCACCGAGCUGCGCCGCAACCUCCCCAGCGACGUCGUCCUCCACGUCGUAGGCACAAAGGCCGACAUCGUCGCCCGCGACCCCUCGGCCCGACAGGUGCCCUUUGAGCGCUGCAUCGCAUACGUCGCCGAGAACCUCGCCCCCGGCCUGGGCAGCACCCCGCCGCCCACCGCCACGCCGCUCGGCGCCCAGUCCUCGGCACUGUCCGGCGCCGUCGCUGUGGAGCCUCGUAGUCCGAGCUCCAAGCGCAGCUCCGGCUUCUGGGCUCAAGAGGUCGGCUGGGACGCGUGCCACGAGAUUAGCGCCGAGAGCGGCGAAGGUGUCGAGGAAGUGUUUCGCGUUGUCGCCCGCAAGCUCGUCGAGCAGGACCGCAAGAUGCAGCAGGCCCUCCUCGCCGCCAUGACGGGCCCCGGCACCCCGGGCUUCGAGGCCGGCAUGGACGGCGGUUACUUUGAAGGCGCCAAUGCUAGGGGCAGUUUCCGCGUUGGUCGCGACAGGCGCAGCUGGCUCUUCUCGCCGGCGUUCUCACCGGCCGUUACCAUCGACCAGUCUGGCGCCGCUCAGCAGGAGCAGACGCAGGCCGACUACACCAACAAAGAGCGACGCAAAUGCUGCUAG